UAUCUUUCACUUCUUUCUAUUUGAGAUUUAUUUUUAAAAUACUAAUAUAACACAUACUAUUAUUUUCCACUAUUCCGUCAUAUUUUUCGACUAUUAAAUUUAAUUUCACUCAUUAAUUAGGUAGUGAAAGAAAUUAAGGGUAAAAAUGUUAGAAAUUGAUUUCAAUGAUUCGUCUCGUAUGUAUGGUAGACUUUGGAGCAACUUUUUUGAGCAUUUGAAAUUAAAUACUGUGGCACUCUACUAUGCAGCUCGUAAACUUCUCGGUAAGGCGGCAGCGAUACCCCCACCUUCUCCCAGCGUAAAUAUGCGACGAGGUCAGUCUGGGAAGGUUUGAUUUCCCUGUACCACAUGCUACUGCCGUCGACUUUCAAGGGGCAUUGAGAAAAUGGUGUGGCAUCUUCCCCAAAACUUCUUAAGGGGUUUUGGUAUUGAUAAAGCAAGUUUAAAGCAAAAUGGAAGUUCAAUACCGAGUCUGUUAGUAAGAUGGAGUUGAGAGAUAGGCUACUGUAGAUUUAGCAACAAUAAGCCCUGGUUCUCAGCAUAACUUAAUUCAAUGAGCUAGUGGAGGACCAGAUAAAAUUCAGUUUAGUGUGUAUGUGUGUUUUUUUUAAUAAAGUUUGCAAGCAAGA
Messenger RNA from Rubroshorea leprosula, 629 nucleotides. Lineage: Eukaryota; Viridiplantae; Streptophyta; Magnoliopsida; Malvales; Dipterocarpaceae. The record is from the annotation of a GenBank genome assembly.